CAGGAUCAGCGUUGAAGCCAGCAGUCGGCUAGGAGCGUUCGUACUGGUUGUUUGAAAUGAACGUCACGGUCGCGUGGAAAGGCUAAAGUUUCCAGUUUUAUUAUAUCUAUCUAGAUCAAUGUGCUACGAUACAAUUGAACGCUAAUCAGUCACUGUUUUGCAUUGCAAAAAGUUUUGGAAAGUUUUAUAAUUUUACUUUCGAAGUUGAUCAACUGAGUAGAGUUUGUAGGAGUUGAGCAGCAAGAUGAACUUCAGUCAUCUUGGGCUGUACGUUUUAUUAGCAACAUCGACCUUCACCUACCAAGUAUUUGGCAGCAAAUACGACUACAGCAAAGUAGUCCAUCUCUCGUUGUUGUUCUAUGAGGCUCAGAGGUCCGGGCAGCUCCCUGCCAACAACCGUAUCCCUUGGAGGGGUGAUUCUAGUCUCAAUGAUAGAGGGCUGAAGGGUGAAGAUUUGACUGGAGGCUACUACGACGCUGGUGACACAGUGAAAUUUGGUUUUACAAUGGCCAGCACCACGACAUUACUAGCAUGGGGAUGUCUUUCAUACAAAGAUGCGUAUAAGGCAGCUGGUGAAUGGAAGGAGGUAUUGAAUGCAUUGAAAUGGGCAACAGACUACUUCAUCAAGUGCCACGUAUCUCCCAAUGAAUUCUACGGACAAGUGGGAGAUUUCACGCUGGAUCACGAAUACUGGGGCCGGCCGGAAGACAUGAAUAUGUCUCGCAAAGCCUACAAAAUCGAUGCCGAACAUCCAGGUUCUGAUUUGGCCGGUGAAACUGCAGCUGCUAUGGCGGCUGUCUCAAUGGUAUUCAAAGAAGAAGACCCCGAAUACUCAGAUUUAUGUUUGGAGCACGCUAAGCAACUCUUCAAGUUUGCAACAACUUACAGAGGUCUCUAUCAUGAAGCUAUAAAGGGAGCGGCGCAGUAUUAUGAAUCCACAGAAUACGGAGAUGAAUUGACUUGGGCUGCCGUGUGGCUCUAUAAAGCAACUGGCGAGAACAACUACAUCGAUGAAGCUGAAUAUUUCUACAUGAGAUUUCGCUUGAAGGACAGACCGAACGAGUUCUACUUCAAUAAAAAAGUAGCUGGAGUGCAGGUACUUUUCGCGCAACUCACCAAACGUGACGAUUAUGUACAGGCUGCAAGGGCGUUCUGUGAUUUUUCUGUUGAUGUACAGAAGAAAACGCCGAAAGGCUUGAUUUAUAUUGAAAAAAUCGGAACACUCUGUCACGCAGCAAAUAUUGCUUUUGUUUGCAUGCAGGCUGCCGAUAUUGGAAUAGAACAAGAAAAAUACAGAGAUUUUGCAAAGAAACAAAUUGAUUACAUUCUUGGUGAUUCUGGACGUAGUUUUGUCAUUGGCUUUGGAGAAAAUUAUCCAAAAAAACCAUUCCAUGCAGGAAGUUCAUGUCCCAUCAAACCAGUGAAAUGCGGCUGGGAAGCAUACAAUUCAACAAAGGAUAAUCCUCAAGUGUUGCAUGGCGCAUUGGUUAGCGGACCUGAUGAAAACGACCUCUAUGAAGAUGCAAGAGAGGAUUAUAUCUAUAAUGAAGUGACCAUUGAUUACAAUGCCGGGUUCCAGUCAGCUGUCGCAGGCCUCCUCCAUCUUGAACUGAAUAAUGACAACUCAUAAAGAUAAAAUAACCUAAUCAUUGAGUUGAGGAUGCACCAAAGAAUUUAUUAAUCAUUUAAGGUCGUACGUUUCGAUAAUGCUUCAUAAUUUCCAAAAAUUAUAUUCGUCUUCAUGUUUUUUUAUUCAAAAUUUAAUGUACAAACCAGAAAAAAAUAUAUACACUAACUGUAAUAUUGCUCAAUUUAUAAUCCAUGGUAUCAAUCUUUAUACAAAAUUCAUGAAAAAUCAGACUUUGGAUAAUUUUAAUCUUAUCAAUACAAUAUAGGUAUUCCACAGAUAGGUAUGUGGCACACCACAGAUUCAUAAAUCAUAUUCAAGUUUAUUCAGUCUAAUAUGAUAAUACUGUGCUUUGAACGACUGCCUAUCUUUCAUUACCAGUAUUAAAUUUUAACAUGUUGUGUCAAAGAGAGUAAGAAAUAUAAUAUAGUUUACAUUAAUUUUUAUUUUUUGGUCAUUAUGCCAAUUAUGUAUGAUGGAUAAAAAUUAUUCAUGAUGUUAUGAAAAGUGGCUGCAGCUAUUUUAUAUAGAAGUUGUUUUUAAAGUUUUUUAAAGUAAUUUUUAAUCGAUUAUUUACUGGGUGAAGUACCAGUAUGUUAUUCAAUAGCAAAUCAAUAAUUUUUGCAUUAUUUUACUUUCCUUCCAAUAAUUUUAAUUUUAUUUAAUUUUUAUCAAAAUGUUAAUAUUGCGAAAAUACUCAAAUGAAGACUAUACCCAUUACCAAGAACAAAUUGUAUUUGCUUAAACACUUCCUUCUGCUUCCACUUCCUUUUGGUCUCACAUAAAAUGUGUUUUUCUUUAUUAAUUCAUUCUGAUCAUGUAAAUAACGAAUUUCGCCAAUAAAAAUUGAAAAGUAUUGUG
Nilaparvata lugens (brown planthopper) is the source of this 2488-nucleotide messenger RNA. Its product is annotated as endoglucanase E-4. NCBI's taxonomy places the organism in Eukaryota, Metazoa, Arthropoda, Insecta, Hemiptera, Delphacidae. The coding region runs from base 245 to 1630 and encodes 461 amino acids. Gene Ontology annotation, biological process: carbohydrate metabolic process. The transcript has 9 exons. The record is from RefSeq and is a predicted model, not a curated record. Gene Ontology annotation, molecular function: hydrolase activity, hydrolyzing O-glycosyl compounds.